CCCGCUCUCCACGCCUCCUCAGUCGGGCUGUCUCAGUGAUGCGGGCUCCUGCACCGACACCCGACCUCCGAAAACACAGUCACACGCAAAAGCUGAAUGUGUAGAUAUCAUGCACUCACGUGAAACGCAUUCAUUUCUGGUUGAUCAAUUCUCGAAGCGACGCUCUUCUUCCUCGUUUCGGUGGCGUUUCUUCGCGUAUCUGAGAGGGGCGACUCGAUACAAAUAGAGCAGGAAUGUUUCUUCCGGACCCAAAGAGUGUAAAACCCGAAUAGAAGCCGAAGUGAACUGAACUGAUGAUGGAGCUCCGCCACGGCUGGACCUGUAGUUUCCGGCUCCAGCUCACCACCCUCUGAGCAACCCGCUGAGAGUUUCCCGAGACGAGGUGCAGCUCUCCAGCAGGGAUCAGGUUUGUAACUGUAUCAACGGUGUGACCCUCGCCUCACUGACUGCUGCCUAUGUUUGCUGGCCCAAUUCACUGCUGAAAUCCCUUUGAGACCCCUACCAGUUCCUUCAGACCUCUCCCUAGCUCCAUUACUCUUUCCACUUCACUUCUUAACAACUUUCUCCUAGUAAGACCCACGUUUUUUUAUUAAGAGUUGACCCCCUGAUACUCUUCGUUGGUGGAGUGUGGAGAGGAAGGAAGGCAUCUCAAAACCGUGCGGCUUCCCCUCGAGAUGAAGCUUCAGGCAGUCAUGGAGAACCUGCACAGGCAGCAGAGGGCCAAGCUCCUGUUGGAGCAGCAACUGCAGCAGCAGGCUGCCUCCCAUCACACUCAGGUCCGUGCAGAUGAGCCAUUGGGCAGCCCACCUCCUGAGGUGGAGCAGGCACAGAUGGCAGCCCUAGCAGCUAUGCGUGCUGCUGCUGCUGGACUGCAGAGAGUUUCCGUCAGUCCCAUGUCUGAGCACAGCAGCUGUGGCGAGGAGGAUGGGAAUGAUGAUAGUGAAGGAGAUGAACAGUACAAAGAUCUGAUGGGGUCAGAUGAGGAGGAGCAAAUAAAACAAAAAUGGGAUGAGGAGGACUUUGAUGGGGAGAUGGAAGAUGACUUUGAAGAUGACCUGGCUGAUGCAACUCUGCCGACAGGCCACAAUGCCGUAGUGCCAGGAAAAGGUAUCCUGCUCUUGCCCCACCGCCAGCUCCACCCUCACUCUCAGCUGCUAAAGGCACGACCCACUGUUGACCAGGAGCCCCCCAUGGCCAUCCUGCCCCCUCACACCAUGCACCACCUUGGUGGACAGGACCAUGGAGAGUGGACCUAUGAGGAACAGUUCAGACAGCUUUAUGAACUUGAUGGAGACCCAAAGAGAAAAGAGUUUCUAGAUGAUCUUUUCAGCUUCAUGCAAAAAAGAGGAACUCCGGUGAAUCGUAUACCUAUCAUGGCCAAACAGGUUCUGGACCUGUACAUGCUCUACCGGCUGGUGACAGAGAAGGGCGGCCUGGUGGUAGUCAUCAACAAGAAGCUAUGGAGAGAGAUCACCAAAGGACUAAAUCUGCCUACCUCAAUCACCAGUGCAGCCUUCACCCUCCGCACACAAUACAUGAAGUACCUGUACCCCUAUGAAUGUGACAAAAGAGGUCUAAGCAACCCCAAUGAGCUCCAGGCCGCCAUCGAUAGUAACCGGCGAGAGGGCAGACGACAGAGCUUCGGAAGCUCUCUGUUCAGCUACUCACCCAAUGGGACCCCGACCCUACUGUGCUCGCCGAAGCUACCACCAUCCACCAUGGGUGUGACAGUCGGCACCAAUGGGGUCUCACUAGCCCCAAUCCAAAAGAUCAAGAGAGAAGAAGGAGGUCAGCCUCUCCCGGGUGUCGGCAUGGCUCGUUUACCGGCCAGAGCUUUGACCGGUCAUUCGGUAGCAGUGGUGCAAGCAGCCGCUGCUCAGGCAGCAAUGGUGGCUCAAGUAGCAGCUCUGGAGCAGUUGCGGGACAAAUUGGAGACCGGGGAGCCCCCUGAGAAGAAGAUGGCACUUCCAGCUGAGGAGCAUCACCGACUGCUGCAGAGAGCACUCCAACAGAACCUGCUGGCCAUGACCGCACAGAUGCCCAUGAAUGUGCGCAUCAAUAGCCAAGACCCCCGGCAGGACUCGGCCAUGAACCUCACUACUAAUGGCACAAGCAGUAUCAGCAUGUCGGUGGAGCUGAAUGGAGUCAUGUACACUGGUGUUCUUUUUGCUCAGGCAGCAGCUGGGGCAGCUUCUUCUGCUGCCUCCGUUCCCAAUAAGGUGGUGAGCACUUGUGUUGCCCCACAUCGUCAGCAGCCACAUCAGCAGCAGUCCAAUACACCUACCUCAACCUCUGGCAACCCUUUGUCUUAACACCCGCCUCCCAAAACCUUGACCUCAUUUUCUAAAAAAAAAAAAAAAAAAAAAAAAAAAAAAUCUAUGCCAAGAAGAGAUGGCAUGUUGACUGAGUAGGAACUCAGAACUCACUUGAAACACACUCAGGUUUUCUCUCACCAACUCACCUCCUUUUUUCUUCAAAGCCAAACUGAUUUUGCAAACAGAAAUGCCUUGGAACCAGCAUGAGCUUCACAAAUAUGUUUGUACAACCUGUGAAUUAUUUCUUUCUACAUCAGUUAACAUAUACAUUGGAAAACAAAGGAAGAGGUGUUGACCUCUGACAGGUCAUUCACUGUUAUCUCACACUCUGACAGCAAAAAAACUGACAGCAGUGUUUCACCCAGGAAUAUAUUCUCUUCUUUAACUUCUAUUUCUUCUUAUCUUAUCCGUCAGAUCUUAAUUAACUCACUGCAGGAUGAGAGAAAUCUUUGUAUUUAGACCUUAGUGGGAAAAAGAAAGCAUCUAUUUUUAAUUUUUGAAAAAAGCUUUACGUUACGUGAUGAUCUUACCACAGUGAUUUCACUUCAUCUAAUAUUAUUCACUAAGUUACUGCUUUGUGAAGCAGCGGGUCCAGUUUGCUCUCUCGUCACGCAGCAUACUCCAUUGUUUUUGGAAUUCUUCGACGGUUUUGUCAGAGUAGAGAAUCCGAUUGUUGACAAAAGGCUAGUUCAGGUCAAAGCUUAAUGCUAACUCGGACGACAUUGGGAUGCAUACUUCUCCUUAGCGCUUUUACAACAUAAGAAGCUCUUAGAAUUUCACCCCCCACACUUAUAAUUGAUCCCCACAGUAAGUUUCGCCUUGCAUAGGGGAUGUUUUCGAUCUUGGGUGAUAUAUAAUCAAGUGUGACUAGUAACCUCCUCGUCAGUCUUACUCAACGUGUUAUAUGGCUAGCUACGUGAAUGUUGCACGACACAUUCAGACACCAAAUAUGUCCGCCUGUGGAAUGUUUCUGGGGUGCCGUUACAUCGUGCAGUUAUGGUCAGAUUAUUAAGACCUUGAAUGAUUUAACAAAGCUUCAAAUAAGAGGUGUUUUUCGUCUCACAUGAAGCAUUAUAUUAAUAAUAAUCAUUUUACACGCUUCUGUGUGUUUUGAAUUGGGGUGAUAUUCAAAUUUUUAACAUGUUUUGCAUUUGUAUACAAUGUCCUGAAAUAUUGCUGUUGCAGUACUAUUUAAUAUUUUAAUGAGAAAACAACACUUUUAUAAUUUAAGAAAAUUUCAAGUGACAAUGAAGCCCAGUUAAUAUCGAGCAUAGUCAUUUUCUCAUUGUUCAUACUACUUGACAAAUGUAAAUUGAAAUGAAGUGUAGUCUUUCAAGCUUGUCUACACAAUUUAUUAAUAAUCCUAUAGGAACCAUAAACAACUUACUUUAUACUGAGCAACUUCAGUUGUUUCUGCAAUGAUAAAUUAAGCUAAAAACCCUCACAUCAACCAGUCAUUAUUUGUUUGUCUGACGGGACACGAAAAUUUGAAAAUGAUCAUUUUAGAAAGAUUUAGAAAGAUUGUCUUUUGUUGAUGUGUUUUGUUUGUGGUCGAAAAUGCCCUCAAAUACUUAGUUACAUUUACUCAUUAAAUGGUUUAUUUUAAAUAUGGUCGUAACUGCAGGAUGUGACGUCAUCAGUUGGCCGGACACAUUCCCCAGCUGGACACAUUAAAUACCAGCACUGCUGUGGGCAAAGGGUGUCGAAGAUGAAGUUCUGUGUUGGUAAACAAAAUCUGCUGUGGUGCUUAUCCAAGCGACAAACAAUAGUUUUUGCCAUAUUUUAUGAUUUUUUUUCCAUUCAGCUAUCAUGUCUGACAGGCAGACUUUAUGUUUGUAAUUGUUCCCAAUUUCAUGCAGAGAGAUAAAGGAGGUGUCCACAUGGGACAUUCAUAUGGACAAUCAGGUGCCAGCAGUAAUUGACACUAGUCUGCACUCUAGUGUCAAUUAUGUUAUGGCUGUCACAUGCUUUUUAGUUGUUGUCUGGCAUGACGAUGUGCUUCGUUCUGGUCCUAGUGCUUCUUAUCUUGUAACGAGGACCAGGAAAUGUCUAGUGAUCCUCAGACUUUUCUUAUUCUCUAUGAGAGGAUGCUUGAAGAUAAUAACAGAAACAGCUGAAACAUGUUUGUCUGUCUGCAAAGGACUUAAAAAAAAGAAAAAAUAAAUCUAUAUCAGGAAGAAUAUUGAAUGUCUCUAAAGGUUGAGACGUGAAUGACAUUCUCUCUGUCUUAGACCUGAAUUUUAAUGAUGGUUUUACACUGGAUUGAUUUGGUUUUGACACCUCAUAAGUUCCAGCUAGUUGUGUUGUCACUCAAACGUUGAACCGCCAAACAAAAUUCAAUCAAUCCUGAUUUAAGGCUUUACAAUAUUUUUAGGUUUGACCCUUUGAACUUCUGCCUCCAUAAGCAACCUGUCACGCAUGUGCCCUUUUCUAUAGAGCGUUGUUGUCAUAUGUAUAUUGACCUGCACUGUCGAUAAGAAACACAACUCUCUCUUUUUGUGAGUGUAAAACAAGUUCAGGGAACGUCGAUGUUUUAAUGCGUGUUGGCGACAAUCAGGAUCACUUUUGCCUACACUGUAUACCUCCACUUGCUCUGGCAUCCCUUCAACUGCAGUGAAAGCGCCGUUCUACCUCAAAUAAUUUGAUUUAUUCACUCACGGAUCAUGCAAGGAAACCUCAUGUGAACAGCCUCAGUGCUGUUUUUAGAAAUGUAGCAGACAAUCUGAUGUCAGCGACGCUCGCUUUCAUUUCAUAGUUUGGACUUAAAGGGAACCAGAGAGCAGAAGCUAUAGCUGGAAGGUUUUGUAUCCACGCACAAUUAUUUAUUUCAUUUUCAUGGGCAGAAGUUUUAUGUGAAACUUCUUUAAUUACAAGCUGCCAUCUGUUUUUGUCUUUCCAUCAGUUUUUACUUGUUUUUGGUAUGUUUGCUCCUCAUAAGGGUUGCAAGACCCUCUAGAAACAGUCAAACACUAACAUUAUAGGUUCAGCAGGAAUGACUGGAUUGUAUACUCCAGUAAUGGAGGCGACAUUUGCCUUAGAGACAUUGUGUUUAAUUUGUUGGUAUUGCUGAGAAGUGAUGGGGAAAAGAGAACAGAGCAUGAACUUUCAAGUAGCCACUAUAAUGUUUAAAUUUUCUAACUUUGGAAGCCAAGUCAAAACACGAACACCCGAACUUUUGGGAAAACUCUUUUUUUUCCAAUUCAACUUAAUUCAGCAACAGCAAGUGAUCUGUUUCCUACAGCAUGGCGCCCCCUAGAGGAAGGGUGACUUCAGUAAUAUAUGCAAAAGACGGAGCAGCAAGUGUGCUUCUUGACCAAAGAAAUGUGGUUUUAGAAAAAAAGGAACGAAUACCGCUUAUAUUCUGCGACAAGAAAUUCUUUAGUGUGUAUGUUUACAUUGAAUAACUCAUGUCACACCACAACACAACUCUCCUAGUAGUUGUGAUGCAGUUCUGUUAUGUUCAGAGCUCCUAUUAUCGAUUUUGACAGCCCAACUCUGAAUAUUAGUGUUUGUUUUUUUUUAUAUAUGGUAUUUUCCAAGGUUUGCGGAAUGACAUUCACAUAGACAGAGUUUCUGCUCUCAGUGUUUUGAUAUUUGGCUGCAAUUAUUUCUUGAAUGGAUACUUCGAUCACACUUUUUGGGAAUGCUAAGGCGAAGCCUUGUGACUGGACUUGACCACUGGUUUCAGAUCCUGACUGCUGUGACAAGUGUGUGAAAUAACCUGUAUUACUCAUACAGUGUAUCUGAACUUCUUUAGGGCUAUGGACUUGCAUUAACAUUGUUUGGUGGCUCUUUGCUUUUUUCUCUUGAAAUGCUCUAGCAAAUGAGCACCCAGAGACAUUGUGUGGAUGAGAUUUAUUAUUAAUAGAAUCAUUAUUAUUAUUAGGGAAGUUCGUGGGCUUCUCCAAGUAACUUCAGAUUCGAAUCAAGAUUAUCUGUCUCUUAAACUUCUCAGGAAAAUCUACCUCUACCUCCAUUUGGAUCCAUUUAACCUGCAUGGGCUAAGAUAACACUUUACUGGGUAUAUGAAGCCAACAUAAGAAGAGCCUCUAAAGUGCAAAAUUGGCUCACAGUGUCAAAGAACAAGCCCAGUUUUAGAAAGAAGACAUGAGAUUGAAUGAAAACAAGUAUGGUGUGUUUUUGAUCAUUUAGGGAAAUUUCAGUUAAAAUUUCUGGUAACAGAUCAUGACCUGACUCUCUGGUGGACCUAUCUUUGGAAAGAGAGAGAGGCGACACACUAGGUCUGCUUUCAGUUAGUGCUGCAAGUUCUUCUCACUUUUGUUUAUUAAUGCGUGCUGAUUCCUCCUUUAUCUAGUCGUGAUCAAAUCUUUUAUGUUGUUGGAUGGGAUGUUUCCUGAUAACCACAGUUAGAAUGAAGUGGGCAGGCACUGCAACAUUUUUCUCCUAUGUUAUUGUGUUUCUUUGUUUUUUUGUUUUUUUUUUUAAAGGUAAAUAGCUGUCCUUGUCUAUUUCCUUAUUUGUGUUUGUGUGCAUACUAUAAUUUUGAUUCUGAAAUUAAUAAAAUGCCAUCGUAAAAUGUCAACAAAAGCCUGGACCUAUUUGUACCUUUGCCAUAUCUUGGAUAGUUAGGUUAAGGGUGAGAGGCUGGGGAAAGCAUGAUGUCAUGAGUAACCUCACAAUGUCCCCA
Synchiropus splendidus (mandarinfish) is the source of this 6963-nucleotide messenger RNA. RefSeq names its product AT rich interactive domain 3A (BRIGHT-like) (gene arid3a). Gene Ontology annotation, molecular function: DNA binding. The record is from RefSeq and is a predicted model, not a curated record. Gene Ontology annotation, cellular component: nucleus. Gene Ontology annotation, biological process: regulation of transcription by RNA polymerase II. Bases 675 to 2312 code for a protein of 545 amino acids. Lineage: Eukaryota; Metazoa; Chordata; Actinopteri; Syngnathiformes; Callionymidae. The transcript has 10 exons.